Molecule: messenger RNA, 600 nt
Organism: Opisthorchis viverrini
Lineage: Eukaryota; Metazoa; Platyhelminthes; Trematoda; Opisthorchiida; Opisthorchiidae
Exons: 3
Coding region: 56-523 (155 amino acids)
Source: RefSeq, a predicted model, not a curated record
AUUUGGUCGCUCAAUGUGAGCUUAGCUUUCCCUUGGAAUCGAACCCGGGUGGAAAAUGAAAGAAACUGUGGAAUCGGCGAUUGCAACAGGACAACCGGAUCCUCUUUCAGACACAAAUGUCCUACUCACGCUGUACGGUGGUCCUUAUAACCAGUCCACGUGGGAUCCGAUGCAGAUCGUCGACACGUUGCUAGCGGACGAAAACAAACCAGCUUGGGAAUUUAGUGCUCUGAUUUAUCAAGUUUUCCUCUACAUAAUGCUUUCUGCCCUGCUCAUCGGUCAAGCACUGCUACUGGCUCGUGAAGCACGCAAGGUGAUUGAGUAUUUGAUCAAACGCUUCUUCUUGGGGCGUAAAAUGACGGAGUUCCGCGUGGAGGACUGGAACCAAAUCCACCUGAACAGAUAUACUCCGUUCCAGGUGGACUAUGUGAAGGGAUCUACGGAAGACUAUCGACUGCGGCUGGAAGACUAUCGUGAGCUUUUGCGGAUGCUUAGUUUCAUUGAAACACACGGUGGAACUUGAGUUGUCAUCACCGCCCUCACCAUCAUCAUUGUUAACUCAGCAUAGCUAGUCUUUAAAUAGAGACUUUCUGUUGUGUG